This is a messenger RNA of Prorocentrum cordatum, 180 nucleotides long. The record is from the annotation of a GenBank genome assembly. NCBI's taxonomy places the organism in Eukaryota, Dinophyceae, Prorocentrales, Prorocentraceae.
GCAGACCAGAUCGACGAGGGCGAGAGGUCUUGGCAUGCCCCAGGCAUGGUGAUGUCCAAAGCGCCAGGGAAGUCCAGGGCGGCGGACAAGCCGCUCACAGUGAGCCUGAUUGCAGCACUUUCUCAGCUUUCGGGCGACGGCCUGGAAUCGGGCUGCGCCGCGUCUCGGGCGAGGCCCGAG